Molecule: messenger RNA, 2295 nt
Organism: Symbiodinium natans
Lineage: Eukaryota; Dinophyceae; Suessiales; Symbiodiniaceae
Source: the annotation of a GenBank genome assembly
AUGACAUUCCAUCGAGAUGCUGACAUGGAGGUGGGUCAGGACUUGGAUGUUGGUGAGCUUUGCUUCGUGGAGAAGCUGUGGACAGAUCGCAUUCGCAUCUUCAAGGCUGGACACAAAGGACCUUUGGGCGAGAUUCCACUAUCGCGCGUCUGCGAUUUGCAGCUCACAGCGAUGGCCGGCAAGUCUGCUGGAUCCAGGUGGGACCUCUUGCGCGACGUGGGAGAGGGAGGUGAUGAUCCCGACGAUAUCCAGGUGGGCCAAAAAAGACAGCUCCUUGGUGGAGAGUACGGCUCCUUGAAGCUGAAGGGCAUCGAGUGCGAAGUGCUGAACUACGUGGAGUGGCUGGACAGGUGGACGGUUGAAAUUCCUGUCAAGGAUCAGAAAGGCAAGAAUCUUGUCAUCGCGGUGAUUCCUGCCCAGCUACGACACCCAAAGCUCCCCCGAGAUCCGAAAAGGAAUGCCAAGGUGAACUUGGGAUUGGCCUUGCGUUCACGGGCCCUGGAGCUGCAUUGGAAAGAGGCAGAAGGUGAUGCCGCAACGACCGGCGGAAGCCACAGCAGUACCAAAUUUCAGCUGCAGCUUCGAUACGUGAGUCGCGUCAGACCCGGCGGUCGAAUAUGGACCUCUGCAGCUGACUCAAUGUACCAAUACAUUGAGGUUCGUUAUGUGGCGUCUGGGGACUACGGCUUGGUCUUCAGGGUCCUGCGAAUGGUGGAUUCUUCAAAGGCCACCCAUUUGGAGGAGGAAGAUCCGUACGUGGUGCUGGACGUUCCACGAGGAUCUGAUCGCAUGGUAAUAGCCAAAGCUUAUCGGAGGCUUGCAAGACGAUGGCAUCCCGACAAAGUAAAGGAAGAGGAUCACGACCAGGCAGUCAUGGAGUUCAGAAGAAUCCACCAAGCCUAUGAAAACCUCGUGGCAGACCCAGAACGCAGCUCAGACUUGAUGAUCCUGAAGAUGCAGCAUCCUGUGCCUGCAAAAAAGAAGCGGAUAACAGUUCCAAUGGCGUUUCAGACGGAGGCCAAGUGCUUAAGUUUGGUCUCCCAGCUGAGACUUCCAAAUGUUCAGAAGCUCGUGGAGGUGGGACCUGACAACGAGUUCAUUGUAAGCUGGCCAUACAUCCCCGAAGCGUUGAUCCCCAACAACCAGUGUGACGGUGUGAGCCAGGUGGACAGAGUGGAUCUGGUCCGGAAAGGAUGGUCUGACUUCUCCAGAUCUCGCCAAUCAGCACAGAAGAUUGUUCAGAUGAUGGUGGCGUUGAUUAGGCAUGACGUGAUGAUCGUGGACCCCAUUCAGAACAUAAUCAUUGAUCGAGAGAGUGGCGAGCCUUUAAUGAUCGACUUCGGACGAGGAGAAACGGCUGGCUCCAUAUACACAACACGGAUCAAAACUUUCAUGAAGAAGGUAUUGCAGCUGCUGGCAAGGAGUGUUUCCAAAGCCAGCUACGACGUCGCUGCUCGCUACAUCAGAAGCCUUGAAGAUACACUCUUUCAAUGCCUGGAGCGCUGGCAGGAUGAACGUACUCGUGAUCAAAAGAAGGCCUUGGCAUUGGCGACGUCAACCACGAAGUGGCAAGAGGGCAUUGACUGCUGCCGCGAGAUCUGGCACAGUGACGAUGAGAACCCCUUCCGAAAAAUGUUCAAAGACCACAAGGAUGUUCUUCCAGAAGAUCGUGUACUCCGUGAGGCAUGUCCAGCUGCUGUUGAUUCCGAGCCCGACAGUGGUGAAGAGAAACAGGAUGAAGAUGCCGAUGAUCCAGAAGGUCUCUGUGACGCUGACAUCAGCACACUCACACCGGUUCAGCGGUUGCUGCGCGCCAAGCGCAAGAAGAGCCGAAGAUUAUCUAGACGGCCGGAGAAGCCAAACGUUCGAAUUCACCUGAAGGAAACGCUCCCGGAUGGAACGUUGGGACUAGGGCUGGACGAUGCUGAUGAAGACAUCGGUGGCUUGGUGGUCGUGUCCGUAGAACAACAAAGCGAAAAAGCUGGCUGGCAACUAGGUGACCGCAUCAUCGAGUUGAACGGACUGCAGAUUGACGAAUGGGAUGAUUUCAAAUCUGCCUGGACAACCGCCAAGCAGUUCAGCACCACCGGAGUCGUUUUCGGAGUUGUGCGCGCUGGAAUGCCAGCCCUGGACGAGCCGAAUGCAGAAGCAAGGUGCUGGCACUGCAAUGUGAAGGGCACACACUUGCUUCGAUGUUCAAAUUGGGCCUGGUCCAAGUCUAAGGAGCAAGACGUGUUUUUCUGUGGCAGGGACUGCCAGAGGCAAGCCUGGCGGGAUGCGAAAAGCAAGGCGUGA